AAGGAUGUUAAGUGUAGAUGGCAUUCAUUUUACUAAACCUAUUAAAAACAUUAAGUGCUGUGCACGAUUAUUGUUCACAUAUUAGUUCGUUGGAUGUGUAAAACUUAAGAAAUAGUUGGUCGGUGAAAAGUUAUGAAUUGAGCUGAAUUAAGUUUGGGUGGGGAUAAGUGAUUUACAUCCCGAAAUGUCAGCCAUAUUGUGUGUAAUGGCAAUGAUAGUGUGUUAGUGCGGCUCCUAAGGAUUGCAUCGUGUAUAUGUGAUGUAGAUACGCGUGUGUGCGUGAAUGUGUUGAGGUGAUAUUAUGGCCGCUGUCAGAUCUGUGGGGUUUUCGUGAGCCGUGUUAGAAACAUUUUCCUUGUGUGAUUUCCUCGCCUGGCUCCAACCUCCAAGCCAUGGACGAGACGAAGGUGAUCUAUCACAUCGACGACGAGGAGACGCCGUAUCUGGUGAAAAUUCCCAUUUCCCCAGACAAGGUGACGCUGGCCGACUUCAAAAAUGUCCUCAACAGACCCAACUACAAGUUCUUCUUUAAGUCGAUGGACGACGAUUUCGGUGUGGUCAAGGAGGAAAUUAUUGAGGAUACUGCUCAUUUGCCAUGUUUCAAUGGGAGAGUUGUCAGUUGGUUGGUGUCGGCGGAAGGAUCGAACCAAUCGGACGGCGGUUCACAGUGCACCGAUUCAGUGACGCACCAAUCUGAGCAGAGGAUGCCGCCGCAACCACCGGAAUCAGUCUGUACGGACACCGAAAGUAUAAUCAGUUCGAGACAAGGCCGAAGACAUCACAAAUACUCGUCACGGCUCAACGGGCAUAUGCCGCGCCUCUACGAGACAGCCUCCAUCGUCAGUUCGGACCUGGAGAGCACCAGUUUCCAGUCGGAGACCACAGGUCGACAUACUGCCUUAUCAGAAUGCUCGAGCGUAAGUCGUCUGCACGUUGCCGCAAGAAAACGGCCGCAACGCCGAAGAAAGCAAAGAUUGCAGGCCAUGUCCAGGACGAGCUCGUAUUCGAGCAUAACCGAUUCCACAAUGUCCCUGAACAUAAUAACGGUGACACUGAACAUGGACACCGUCAACUUUUUGGGUAUCUCUAUAGUUGGGCAAAGCAAUAAAGGAGGAGAUGGGGGCAUCUACGUUGGAUCCAUCAUGAAAGGUGGUGCUGUAGCUUUAGAUGGGAGAAUCGAACCCGGUGACAUGAUUCUGCAAGUGAACGACGUGAAUUUCGAGAACAUGUCCAAUGACGAAGCGGUCCGAGUGUUAAGAGAAGUAGUGCAAAAACCAGGGCCUAUAAAGUUGGUGGUCGCUAAAUGCUGGGAUCCAAACCCAAAAGGGUACUUUACAAUUCCACGGACCGAACCAGUGAGACCGAUCGAUCCAGGUGCAUGGGUUGCGCACACGGCUGCAGUUAGAGGAGACCCAGUCGCACGACCUCCCAGCAGCAGCACCGUCUCCAGUGCUUCGAUUGCCAGUACCAUACCAGCUAAUGAACGUGAGUGUCUUCUAGGUCAUGAUAUGGAAGAACCGCUGAGUGUGUCAGCUCCGAUGCACAGCAUCGUCCAGGCGAUGCAACGGGCUGACAGCGGUCUCGAGAUUCGGGAUAGGAUGUGGUUGAAGAUAACCAUUCCGAACGCGUUUAUCGGCACAGAUAUGAUCGAUUGGCUGCUUACCCACGUGGAGGGCUUCCAAGACAGACGCGACGCCAGGAAGUAUGCCUCGCACCUGCUGAAGUCCGGCUUCAUCCGACACACCGUGAACAAGAUCACGUUCUCCGAGCAGUGUUACUACAUCUUUGGCGAUCUCUGCUCGGCAAUGAGCAACAUGAAGAUCCAGGGAGACACUGACUCCGUGGGUCCACUUCCAAACGUCCCCAACUACAUGCCGUACAGCGGCACUUACAAUCCUCUGGAGUACAUGCCGAUGCCAUUCUACACUGCCAGCGAGAAUACAGUCUACGGUUACAAUCGUGAGGAGAGCGUGCUCAGCGGAAGCGGUAGUGGAUCCUCGAACGGUUCUGAGCACCUGAAGGAUGCGGCCGCCGCUCACAGCAGCGCCUCCGACAGCGACCUGACAUCCUUGGGGCCCAGAUCGGCGCUGCAGAUCGCCACAGGAAACGGAAACGGAUCCUCGAACGGUUCCGACCAAAGCAGCGGCACCCAAGUCGCAGCGCAGUCGAAGGACAUAGCCGGUAGUAGACAGUCAUUUAAGAUAGCUAUGGGCAAUCCAUGUGAAAUGUUUGUUGACGUUGUGUUGUAGUUUGUUGAACGGCCUAUUAUUUGAUUUUACUUAUUAUUAUUAUUUUGUUGCAUUUAUUUCUGUUUGUAGUGUUGUCAGUCACUAUGACUCUUAUUAUUUUUUUGUAGAGCACUAAUUUGUAGUUACUUUAUUUUAAUGUUAAAACGACAAUAUUUUAGUCAAAUCGGAUAUUAAUUCUUAAUCCACGCUGUAAGAGGCGUGCUUCUUUAUAGAGUUCAAAUUAAAAGCACGCCCCUUCCGCGUCUCUAUUUAUUACUGUGUGUAUAUAUAGAUGUAAAAUAGUCUUAUUUUAGCCUGUAACUGAGGGUAAAGUAAUAAGAAACGUGCCAUACGCCGUUUACAGUUCGUAGCUUUAGUAACGACAAAAAAACAUGCCAAUUCGAUUAACAAAUGUAAAUAUUUACUAGAUUUACGUUCUCUUCCAUUACUCUGUGAACAUAUUAUAGUUUGUUUUUAUAUACAUAUGAUUUUAUUUAUUAUUUUUAAGGCAUAUUACUUUUGUGCAUGGAUUUCUCAGCAUGCCCAAUAAAUAUGUACUCGAAGCA
Molecule: messenger RNA, 2794 nt
Organism: Nicrophorus vespilloides
Lineage: Eukaryota; Metazoa; Arthropoda; Insecta; Coleoptera; Silphidae
Gene: dsh
Product: segment polarity protein dishevelled homolog DVL-3
Exons: 8
Coding region: 393-2249 (618 amino acids)
Biological process (GO): intracellular signal transduction; canonical Wnt signaling pathway
Cellular component (GO): cytosol
Molecular function (GO): frizzled binding
Source: RefSeq, a predicted model, not a curated record